AAUAAAAAAUAAAUAUGAUCAACAAUGGCUGAAGAAUCCUCAAAGGAUAGACGCAUAUAUGAUGCGCUAUCAGAGAUUAUGCGAUGAUCAGCAUAUUUCAUUAAUCAUCACUAACUGGAAUGGAAGGCAAUCAAACGUGAAUUUUUACAGCUUUCACGCUUAUUGUUAAUCCUGCGUUCAUGCACUCUGAUUCAGUACUCGCUGUACGCGCCAAUAUCUUGCUUAGGAUGUAGAAUAGACAAAAGACGAAAAUGAAAGCUUGGUUGGCGCCUAGGUUUGCUGGGAACGGUUGUUGCGGUUACUUGGGAGAUAAAGAUCCAAGAGUUCAAAUCUGAGUUUGUUACUUGAUUUUUAUUUUGUUUGUUAUUUGGAGUAAAUUCCAGAUGACUAUAAAUUGGAGUAUGAUUUGUAAUUGGAUGGUUUUUGGGAUUCAAUACAAUUUUAUCAGAUUUCUCUAUCUCUCUCAUCUAAAAAUCUCCCAAUUCUCCCCCAAUUUCUGCCAUUCUCUUCUCCAUUUUCUGCAAUUGCUCUCUUCUGCCUGUUUUUUCUUCAAAUUAUCAGGUUUAUUCAUUAUAGUUGUAAUGGAGGAUCGCUUUAGAAGCUUGGAGGCUCAAGUCGUCGAACAAGGAAGCAAGAUAGAUUCAAGAUUACAGUCCGUGGAAGCAAGAUUACAGUCCGUGGAAGAUACGAUCCAGGAGUUCAAAUCAGAGAUGUUUGCACAGUUUGCUGGCUGGAAAUCUGAGAUGACCGAGCUACUGCGGCAGAAUCGACCACCAUCCCCUGUAAUAGAUCCAUCUUCUGCACAUGGGCGGGGUCAAACAAGCCUUCCGAAUCAAGGGGAAGGAAGCCAAAUGCCUGGAAGGAGACCGGGAAAGGAGCCUGCAGUGCAGAAUGACCCUGAGAAUCCUGAAAUUGUGGUGGAAGAUGAGGGCCUAGGGGAAAACACCCAUGCAUUUCAGAUUGGCCAAAGGGUUGAUGAUCUGGAUUGGGCUCCAAGAAGAGGCAAUUUGGAGGUUAGGCAGCAAGCUCAGGGCCAUGGAGGUGACAAUUUCACGAGCCCCAGGUUCAUUACACCGUUAUCUCUUUCCGGGCCAUCCGAGGCGGAUCUUCAAAGAAAUGCAGAACUCGAGAAGUUUUUGAGGGAUUCAGGAGUAUACGUGAAGGAGGAAGAAGCUGCAAUGAGAAAAGAGGUGCUAUGCAAGCUUGAUCAGAUUGUAAAGCGCUGGGUGAAGCAAUUGGCCCGCCAGGGAGGUUACACAGAUCAAAUGGUGGAAGAUGCAAAUUCUAUAAUAUUCACUUGUGGAUCUUAUCGGCUUGGAGUUCAUGUGCCUGGAACUGCCAUUGAUACAUUGUGCAUCGGGCCUUCUUAUGUUAAUCGGGAAGUGAGUUUCAAAUUGUGGCCAACUUUGUGUAGUUCAAUAUGGUUACUUCUAGCAUUGUUCAAAGAGUACUGCUUCUGUUUCUAUCUACAGGAGGAUUUCUUUACUAUUCUACGUGAUAUUUUAGCCAAAAUGGAAGAAGUUACUGAAAUCCGGUGUGUCCUUGAAGCACAUGUCCCUGUUAUGAAAUUCAAAUUUCAAGGAAUAUCAAUUAAUCUCCUUUAUGCAAGCAUCUCUCUGAUGGUUGUCCCUGAGGAUUUGGACAUUUCAGACUGUUCUGUGCUGUACAAUAUUGAUGAAACAACUCUUCAAAGUCUCAAUGGGUGCAGGGUUGCUGGUGAGCUUAUGAAACUUGUUCCCAAUGUUGAGUACUUCCAAAUGACACUCAGAGCUUUGAAAUUUUGGGCCAAAAUCCAUGUGGUUUAUUCAGAUGUGACUGGAUUUCUUGGUGGUACAAGCUGGGCUGUUUUGGUUGCUCACAUUUGCCAGCUUUAUCCUAACGCAAUUCCCAGCAUGCUAGUUUCACGGGUUUUCAGAGUCUAUACACAAUGGCAUUGGCCAAAUCCUGUGAUGCUAUGCCCUAUAGAACACAAUGAGCUCAGUUUUCUUCCUUGGGAUCCACGCAAAAACCCCGAAGAACAAACACAUAGAAUGCCAAUCAUCACUCCUGCAUACCCUUGCAUGAAUUCCAGUUCCCAUGUCUCAGCAUCUACUCUUUCAGUACUGAUGAGUCAGUUUCAGUUUGGCAGUGAAAUUUGUGAGGGCAUUGAGUCGAGUGCUGCUCAAUGGGAUGCUCUUUUUGAGCCCUAUUCUUUCUUUGAGGCAUUCAAGGAUUUUGUUCAGGUUGAUAUCGUUGCAGCAGAUGAUAAUGACUUGUUAAGUUGGAAAGAGUGGGUGGAGUCAAAGCUUGUAGAACUUACACUUAAGAUAGAGACUGUCACUAAUGGAAUGAUGCACUCCCAUCCUAACCCAAAUGCUUUUGUGGACUCAUCCAAGCCACACCCUCAUUUUGCAUUUUUCAUCGGUUUGAUGAGGAACCGAGAAGCAGCAAAAAGGCGACGGGUGCUUUAUAUUCGUGGGGCUGUGGAAGAGUUUAGACGCGAAAUAAGUAGGUAUACUUGCUUGAAACCAGGCAUGGAAAUCUCUGUCUCUCAUGUUCUCAGGAACCAAAUUCCUGCUUUUGUCUUUCCUGAAGGUCACACAAUACCUUAGUGCACCUAAGAAACCUGUCUGAGGUCACACAAUACCUUAGGUGUAAUCUGUCACGGGGAACCAACAGAGCUACCGUAGUGCAAUGUUCAUUGUAUUGGAACAUUUCUUUUCUCUGUACAAAAGGAAUACUUAUCAUGUGAAAGGAAGAAUUGAAGCAUAUUUUCUUUGGAUGGAAUUUUA
Molecule: messenger RNA, 2771 nt
Organism: Ipomoea nil (Japanese morning glory)
Lineage: Eukaryota; Viridiplantae; Streptophyta; Magnoliopsida; Solanales; Convolvulaceae
Product: nuclear poly(A) polymerase 2-like
Exons: 10
Coding region: 384-2591 (735 amino acids)
Cellular component (GO): nucleus
Molecular function (GO): poly(A) RNA polymerase activity; RNA binding
Source: RefSeq, a predicted model, not a curated record